Microthlaspi erraticum is the source of this 513-nucleotide messenger RNA. NCBI's taxonomy places the organism in Eukaryota, Viridiplantae, Streptophyta, Magnoliopsida, Brassicales, Brassicaceae. The record is from the annotation of a GenBank genome assembly.
AUGGCCUCAGUUACAUCAGCUACCGUCGGAAUUCCUUCUUUCACCGGCCUUAAGCUCGCCGUCAAGUCCAAACCCCCGAUGGUUUCCACUACCAUCAGGUCAUCCGCCGCCGCACCGAUGCCUAAGCUUGCCGUGAAGUCUUCUCUUAAAGAUUUCGGCGUCAUUGCUGUGGCAACGGCAGCUUCCAUCGUUUUGGCAGGGAAUGCGAUGGCCAUAGAGGUUCUUCUUGGAUCAGACGACGGUGGUCUGGCUUUCGUACCAAAGGAGUUCACGGUGGCUAAAGGAGAGAAGAUCGUGUUCAAGAACAACGCAGGGUUCCCACACAACGUGGUGUUUGAUGAAGACGAGAUCCCGAGUGGUGUGGACGCGAGCAAGAUCUCGAUGGACGAGCAAGCACUUCUAAAUGGUCCUGGAGAGACUUACGAGGUUACUUUGACAGAGCCUGGCUCUUACAGUUUCUAUUGUGUGCCGCACCAAGGAGCUGGUAUGGUCGGAAAAGUCACCGUCAACUAA